Molecule: messenger RNA, 486 nt
Organism: Helobdella robusta
Lineage: Eukaryota; Metazoa; Annelida; Clitellata; Rhynchobdellida; Glossiphoniidae
Exons: 5
Coding region: 1-486 (161 amino acids)
Biological process (GO): hormone-mediated signaling pathway; negative regulation of transcription by RNA polymerase II; cell differentiation
Molecular function (GO): zinc ion binding; nuclear receptor activity; RNA polymerase II cis-regulatory region sequence-specific DNA binding
Source: RefSeq, a predicted model, not a curated record
AUGAAUGUAGUGGAUGGUACUAUAUGUCAGAUCUGCGGCGAUUCUGCUGCCGGCUUUUACUGUGGGGCAUACGUUUGUGAAGCUUGCAAGAAAUUCUUCAUUCGGUCAUUGAGGUCUAAGAUAAGCCGUGACUUCAACCCUUGUCCAUCCGAUGGUCAGUGCCACGUGACCAAGGAGACCAGGACUCAGUGCCCUCAGUGUAGAUACAACAAAUGUCUUUCCUUCAAUAUGUACGCACCUGGUCAUGCAAAUGUUUCAAAAGACAUAAAGCACAUCCCCUGCAAAGUUUGCGACUUUCCAUCGUCAGGAUUCCAUUAUGGCGCCAUCACCUGUGAAAGGUGCAAGGGAUUUUUUCGGCGUUGCAUCUUGGAUAGAAACAUAGAGCUAUUGGGAAUGUGCAGACUGCUGAAGAAGAAGAGGAACAUGUGCAAGAGAUGCCGCUACCUCAAGUGCCUUGCAGUCGGCAUGCGAUAUGAUAGUGAGUAA